AUGUCUCUCCUGGGCUCGGCUCCACUACGAUAUCUCCCUUUAAAACACCGGGUUCUGUCGCAUUCUCUUGCUCGUCGUUGUUUCACCGCGUCCUCCAGACAGGCCAACAAGCCUCACCCGGUGUCACGUUCUGUGGAGUUCAAGCAAUGGUCCAAAAAUCCUCAUGGCCAAGGUCCUCGGCCAAGCGCGUAUGACAUUACCUUUGAGAGCUCGAGUCCCUCUUGGGUUGGACACAAGGAGGUGUACUUGCUGUCCAAGACCGGCGUGCUGAAAUUGCCGUUUACCUAUCUCCGGGACACGUGCCUUUGUCCGGUGUGUAAAGACCAAUACUCCAAGCAACGCACAUUCCGAACGGGCGACAUUCCCCAGAAUAUUCGCCCAAGAUGGAUCAAAUGGGAUGGACGCCAGUUAUCGAUCAAGUGGGCCAACGAUAUUUCUGGGUAUGCAUCUGAUCAUACUUCUACCUGGAGCUAUGACUUUUUGCAGAAACCCAUUUUAGACACUCACGAUCAGAGUUCUGUGAAUGAACCAGUUAGAUGGUCGAAGAAGACAAUGAGCGAAAAUCAGCAUUGGAUUUCCUUCGACGACUACAUCAACCAUGACUUUAAAUUCGCUGCAGCAAUGCAAAGCUUGAAGCGAUCGGGCCUGAUCUUCGUCGAGAAUAUCCCCGAGUCCCGGGAGAUGGUUGAGAAAAUCGCAACGCGCAUGGGCCCACUGCGCAACACAUUCUAUGGAUCAACAUUUGACGUGCGCACCGUCCCAGAGGCGACGAAUGUGGCGUAUACCAACCAAUUCCUUGGAUUCCACAUGGAUCUAAUGUAUAUGAAUGAGCCACCCGGGUAUCAACUGCUACACUGUUUGGAGAAUUCCUGCUCCGGGGGCGAGUCAUUAUUUGCGGACGCCUUUAGGGCGGCUCAUUUGAUGAAAAAGUCGCACCCCCAACAGUACCAACUCCUUUGCGAACAGCGCUUGGGCUAUGAAUAUAGACAUAACGAGCACAUCUACCACAACAAGCGGCCAGUUUUUGAAAUUGACCAUCAGACGAAUGAGCUGUUGCAUGUCAAUUACUCUCCUCCCUUCCAAUCCGCUAUUCCAUCACCAGAUGGAAAGGACCAUGAUCAUCAAUCUGUGAGACGGUUGGUAGACGCCAUCAAUAUCUUCACCAAGUUGCUUGACUCAGAGGGCGCCAUAUUUGAGCUCAAGCUCAAACCGGGAGUGUGUGUCAUUUUUGACAACCGGCGAGUGGUUCAUGCCCGCCGCCAAUUCAAUGCCAGUGAAGGAUCCCGGUGGCUAGCAGGUGCAUAUGUUGACACCGACGCCCUGCUAUCUUGUUUUGCCGUUUCUCGACGCAAGCAUCCAACAGCUUGGAAGAACAUGAACAAGCCUCCGGUUUCCCAGGCAUCCGAUGUCCCGCAAACCAACCAAGCCACUGAUUCUCAGGGAGAGGGAGAAAUCAAGACCAGCGAAUGA
Penicillium salamii is the source of this 1470-nucleotide messenger RNA. NCBI's taxonomy places the organism in Eukaryota, Fungi, Ascomycota, Eurotiomycetes, Eurotiales, Aspergillaceae. The record is from the annotation of a GenBank genome assembly.